Messenger RNA from Theobroma cacao (cacao), 774 nucleotides. The record is from RefSeq and is a predicted model, not a curated record. NCBI's taxonomy places the organism in Eukaryota, Viridiplantae, Streptophyta, Magnoliopsida, Malvales, Malvaceae.
AUGGCUUCCGCUAUUUACUACUGCAAUGACAUGCAACAUAUUGUUUAUCAACCUCUGACCGAACCCGAAAUCUUUUACCCCACUCCCCCUUUUGUCCAAAUUGAAUUAAACAUCGCCCUUCAAUUUGGAUUCAGGCGACAUUAUUGCUUAACCGAUCAGUUUGUCGAUCUUGACGACGAAGGCAUGUUACUCUCUCAAGAAACCAUUCGUUUUGAUCUCCGGGCUUUGAAAAACUGUGAUCGGAUUCACCAAAUCCUUGGUCCCAUGCUAGUAAGACUCAGACUCAACCCCAACGCUCGUCCGUGCCGUGCUAUCAUCAAAGAAAUCAUCCGACAAGGAGUUAGCAUCGGAACCUCGGAGUCCAACAGGGGACGUCAAGUCUUGCCUUUGCAAGCAGUGCUAUGGGGAACGUUUGUGGAACACGUAAACGAGGAAGAGGAAGAUGAGGUUUUGAUCGAAAGAGCUCUAGAAGAAUCGGCAUCGGAGUUUGAAUCAAGCAACUAUAACAUGGUUCCAGCCAAGGAGUCAUCCGUCAAGAAGAUGCUGAAGAGUGUUCGAGUGGAAGCUGUUGAAUGCGAUCAAAAAGUUGACGACAAAAUCAAGAAAGAGCGUUUGGAAGCUGAAAACUGUGCUAUAUGUUUGGAGGAACUCAAGGUUGGAUCAGAUGCUUCUCGGAUGCCAUGUUCUCAUAUUUUUCAUGGUGACUGUAUCGAAAAGUGGCUGAAGCAAAGCCACUAUUGCCCUGUAUGUCGGUUUGAGAUGCCGACAGAGUGA